Molecule: messenger RNA, 1116 nt
Organism: Acanthamoeba castellanii str. Neff
Lineage: Eukaryota; Discosea; Longamoebia; Acanthamoebidae
Product: 2-dehydropantoate 2-reductase subfamily protein
Exons: 6
Coding region: 1-1116 (371 amino acids)
Biological process (GO): pantothenate biosynthetic process
Cellular component (GO): cytoplasm
Molecular function (GO): 2-dehydropantoate 2-reductase activity; NADP binding
Source: RefSeq, a predicted model, not a curated record
AUGCAGCACCAGCGGCGGUCGUACGGCGGGGGCCCGGCGGCACAGAAGCUCCGGGUGGGGGUGGUGGGGCUGGGUGCCCUCGGCUCUCUCUUCGCCGCCAAGCUCGCCUCUGCCGGGUGCGAUGUGUGGGCUUUGGUGCGAUCGGAGGCCCAGCGGGACGCCAUCCAGCGGGCGGGCGGCCUACGCCUGGUCGACGCCACACGACAUCAGGCACUCGCGCGCGUGUGGCAGGAGGAGACGCGAGCGACGCACAAGAUCGAAGCAUUCGCGGACGCGGCCCAGGUGAAGGCCCAGGCCCGGGAGGCCGACGUGCUGGUGUUCCUCACCAAGAGCUACGACACGCGGGCCACCGCCCACAGCAUCCCGCUCGCGGGGCUGGUGCGCCCCGACGGCGGCGUGGUCCUCACCCUUCAGAACGGGAUGGGCAACCGCGAGGUCCUCCAGGCGAGCCUGCAGCCGACCCAGACCGGGAGUGGCCCAGGCGCGGUCCCGGUCGUGCUGCAGGGCAUCACCGACGUCGGCGCCCUCCUGACCCAGCCCGGCGAGGUCAGGCACACCGGGACGGGCAACACGUUCUUGCCGCAGCACCGCCUGAUGAACCACAUGCGAGACCGUCUGGCGCAGGCGGGACUGGAGGUGGCGGUGACGGAGGACAUCGACAAGCGGGCGUGGAUGAAGCUGAUGGUCAACGCCGCGAUCAACCCGCUCACCGCCCUCUUCCGCAUCCCCAACGGGCAGCUGUUGACCAACCCGCACCUGCUCGCCCUCGCCGCCGAAGUGGUCGACGAAGGCGUCGCCGUCGCCCGCGCCAGCCAAGUCCACCUACCCACCCUUUUCGAGGGGAAGGGAGACGAGGCGCAAGCGUGGGACGAGGUGCGUCGGCGCGUGUUUGGCUACGUGCAGCAGGUGGCGACCGCCACCGCACACAACCGGUCGUCCAUGCUUCGCGACGUGGAGCGCCGGCGGCCCACCGAGAUCGAGUUCAUCAACGGCCACAUCGCACGCGAGGGCCGCCGGCUGGGCGUCGCCACCGGCCUCAACGCCCACCUCUGCGCCCUCGUCCAGGCCCUCUCGGUGGCGGCCGACAGCGGCGGCGGCGGGGUCCGGCCCGACUAG